AUGCCAGUCCCUACGGACAAUGGGAACGAUAUCAACCACCCGGUUGUUCCUCCCCCUACCCCACCACCCGAUCCUCCUCCAACACCCCCUCCGCCUGUAGAGAACCUACCAGUUGAACCCCCCCUGGCCGGGGUCAAUGGCAUUAUCCCUCACCUGGCUCAAAACGUAAUAGUAAACAAUAACAACAAUCGGGUUGACCAACCUCCGCAACCAGUUAACCCCUCUCAAAAUGCAACCGAAACCGAAAGGCAAAAUUUAGAUUUGGAGGAAGAUAUUUUUCAAAGUCCUCUUUCUGAAUUACGGGCAGCCUCCAACAUUCUUAUCAGGGAGGCAAACACAUCACCUAGAAGAAGGCGUUUAUUACCAGGACCAACCUUGUUGCCCCUGGCAAGACACCGCGUCAAUCUGAGGCCUUAUAUUCCCCGAAGGGAAUGGCUCCACCUCGCACAUUAUUGCGGAUUUAACGUUGAAUCUCCUUCUUCACAGAGCAAAGCCAGAGGAACCUUUGCUUCCUAA
Eurytemora carolleeae is the source of this 516-nucleotide messenger RNA. Its product is annotated as homeobox protein Hox-B4-like. NCBI's taxonomy places the organism in Eukaryota, Metazoa, Arthropoda, Copepoda, Calanoida, Temoridae. Bases 1 to 516 code for a protein of 171 amino acids. The transcript has a single exon. The record is from RefSeq and is a predicted model, not a curated record.